AUGUCCAAGAUCUAUAAUGAUUCCUACAUCUACUGCCCCAAACUGGCGACCCACCGAACCCUAGACGGGUUUUCCGCCAAUUCGGUCCAUCACUUGUCCCAGCUCUACUUUUGCCCCUCGUGCCAGGCCCACAAAUCACGCUACGACUGCUACCACAAUAUUGAGUGCAAGUUUUGCUCCCAUUGCAUCACAGACUACUCCCACACCUCCAAUGACACCCAAAGGUGUGCCAAAAACUGCUUCGUGUGUCCGUCGUGCACCUCGUCGUUGACCAUCUUCAUCACUGAUCACCAAAUCAACGGCAAGCUAGGCAAGGCCUUCCAGUUCUCGUGUGUGUACUGUACGUACACAUAUCAGUCUGGCGUCAUCACCAGCCCCAAAUCAUUGCAUUCCAUCAUCAGCUCGGAAAAGAAAGAAGCCCAGCACCAGACCUUCUACAAGUACCAGCAACAGCUUUCGACCGCGUCAGAUGCGCCAGUGAAACAGUCGGAAACAAGGUUGAAAAACUUGUCGUUAUCAAAUAUCUCUCGAACACCGGAUAGUCCCAUCGAUACACUAGGACCAGAAGAUAUAUCUGAGGUAAGAAACAGGGUAGAGAUAACGACACAUCCCGACCAUUCCAACCAGUACCCUGUGGCCCGGAAAUUGACCGUGAAAAAGUCCUACAAGUGUUUGAACUGCAACACGUUCCUCCUUCUUCCCCACACAGAAGACGGCCUAUUACCAACCACAAAUAAGCUCAGAGUCAAAUUCAAUGCUGUGGAUUACAUGCCGUCUAUAAAGUUGACCAACACUAUAUCUCCUACCAUUCUCACCACGCCCCCAACUGAAACAAGGAACUUGCAAUUGGAGUGCCGACGUACCUUCUUAAUCAACCUAAUGAACCCGCUAGAGGUAGACAUGAAGAUCCAUGUGGGUAGUCUGCCGUACAUUGCCGACAACUUCAUUACUGGGGGAAACAAACUGAAAUUCAAAGUAGAGUUGAGCAUCCCCAUUCCUGACAUCGUUAUCAAAUCAUCAGGUUCGACCAAGAACCUCAUCAAAACUAUUCCCACCGCAUGCUUGACUACCAAGAACACUAUAUCGAAAGCAGAGCUCAUUUCACGAAUGGGAAGUGCAUUAUUCAAGGAAAAACCUGAGGAUACCCUGGACGUAUCGGAAUCUUCUGAAUCGCUAGUUGCUCAAGGAGCUGGCUGGAGUCUGAUCCCACUUUUUAUUUCUGUGCAAAUGAAUGAUGAGACCGACACUUGGGACUCCAGCGAUCUACUUGACAUUAAAAUUCCACUUUAUAUCACUGUGCAGGCGGAGUUGCCCCAGGCAAUCAAGGUAUUAAAGCUUUCAAAACAGAACUUGUCCUAUGGAUAUUGGAAUGUUAUUGAUAUAGGCACAUACCAAGUUACCAAAUAG
Suhomyces tanzawaensis NRRL Y-17324 is the source of this 1407-nucleotide messenger RNA. RefSeq lists its product as uncharacterized. The record is from RefSeq and is a predicted model, not a curated record. NCBI's taxonomy places the organism in Eukaryota, Fungi, Ascomycota, Pichiomycetes, Serinales, Debaryomycetaceae. The coding region runs from base 1 to 1407 and encodes 468 amino acids. The transcript has a single exon. Gene Ontology annotation, cellular component: dynactin complex.